This is a messenger RNA of Paramecium tetraurelia, 378 nucleotides long. RefSeq lists its product as uncharacterized. The transcript has 2 exons. NCBI's taxonomy places the organism in Eukaryota, Ciliophora, Oligohymenophorea, Peniculida, Parameciidae. The record is from RefSeq and is a predicted model, not a curated record.
AUGAAGAAGGAGCAGCAUAAAAUCAUUGAAUGCACUUAACCUAAAAGUGCAUUAAAAAAAGAGAUUAACAAAGGAAAUUAGAUUUAAAGGUUCGAUAGAAAAGGAUAAGAAAUUAAACAAGGUUUAAAAUAUGAGAUCACUAUCAAUGAUAAAGCAGAAUUAUUCACUCUGAAUAGUGAAUAAACUCAAAUCGUUAAUCUAGAUUUAUCGAACUCUUCGAAAUAAGAGAAUACUGAAUGUUAUAUUAGACCUAGCUUAAGGACUUUGAAAAGUUUGGAACUCAAUUCAAAGGAAGAGGCGUUUUUGAAAAUGUUGAGUUAUAAUUUCGAAAAAAAUAAGAGGAAGGGAAAAAGAAAAGAAUGUUGCGUUAUUUAGUGA